Molecule: messenger RNA, 273 nt
Organism: Gamsiella multidivaricata
Lineage: Eukaryota; Fungi; Mortierellomycota; Mortierellomycetes; Mortierellales; Mortierellaceae
Product: ribosomal protein S28e-domain-containing protein
Exons: 3
Coding region: 1-273 (90 amino acids)
Biological process (GO): translation; ribosomal small subunit assembly; maturation of SSU-rRNA
Cellular component (GO): ribosome; cytosolic small ribosomal subunit
Molecular function (GO): structural constituent of ribosome
Source: RefSeq, a predicted model, not a curated record
AUGACAAGAAUCUCUUGUUUACUGAUGACGCUCGAUUUGAAGCGAGGAGUCAAAGGAUCAGAUAAGACCCCUGUCAAGCACGCCAAAGUCACCAAGGUUCUCGGUCGUACCGGCUCCCGCGGUGGUGUCACCCAGGUCAAGGUCGAGUUGCAGGAGGAUCCCUCCAACCCCAGCUCUAUCCGCAACGUUAUCCGUAACGUCAAGGGUCCCGUCCGUGAGGGCGAUAUCCUCUGCCUUAUGGAGUCCGAGCGUGAGGCCCGUCGUCUCCGUUAA